CAAUGCGCUGUCCACACCGGCGUGUCAGGUUUUCUGUGUCCUUUCUAAUAUUGCAUACAAUAGUAUAGUUAUCAUAUGAAAGGAUUUACACGAUUCAGCCAAGACACAGUCAGGUCAGCUGUGAAAGGCUGUGAUUGGGUGAUGUUGUAGCCUCUGCUCUGUCAGCGUUAGAUGCGCCGUUUUGGUCAUCUUCUCCGAGCCUAUUAUUACGCUGUACAAUUGAAUCAAUGUACGGCUGGUAUUCAGAGUGCUGAUCCAUGAUCACACACCAUAAAGCCUCGUGUUAACGCGCAGCCUCUUUCUGUAUUUACAUUGUGGCUGCCUGUGCGCCUCGACGUUGCUCUGCGAUUGGAGCCCCGGUUAACAGGUCUGCGACCGAGGAUCGCCGAAGUCCUUUGACACGGUCGCCUCGGCAUUUUCUCUGGAGGAUUCUGAAUCACUUUUAUGAGAGAACAUUAAGAUAAACCCAUCUCUGCUAGGAUUUAUUCACGGGUCUUUUUCGUGAUGCAACAGCGCGCCGUGUGAGCGCUCAACCUGUUCCACAAGAACAGUCUCUUAGAGGCUGCUCGCCUGUCAGCAGGUGGUGUGGCAUGUGGACAGGGGUGGUCACCUGCCUCUCCCCGUGAGUGUCAAUACACAGUUAGUUAAGGUGCUCGCUCCGGACGUUUGAGGUGAGGGAAGUGGCAGUCAGUGAGUCACAAUGCUCGGCCAGUCUCCUCACCUUAUCGGAGGCAUCCUGUGGAUCCAGAAUCCAAUGAGAGCUGUUCACUGCAACCUGAGCCAGAAUGGCAUCGACCACCAGAUGUGCCAGGAGAAUAUGACGUCACAGCUGGAGGAGGAAGAAGAGUCUGUGGACGUGGGGUCUGUCCUGCUGGAUGACGACAGCCCAAGCUAUCAGGAUGUCAGCCCUCCUAGGUACCAGCGGCGCUCCCCGCCACACCGAUCUGUCUCAGAGUCUGAGCUGACCCGGACAGGAUAUGUGAAGCUGUCCAAGCCAGUGGCCCUGUGGACCCAACAGGACGUGUGCAAAUGGCUGAAGAAACACUGUCCCAAUCAGCACCAGAUCUACAGCGAUUCGUUCAAACAGCACGACAUCACAGGGCGGGCUCUGAUGAGAUUGACGGACAGAAAGCUGGAAAGAAUGGGCAUCAUGCAGGAAGCGCAGAGGCAGCACAUCCUGCAGCAGGUCCUGCAGCUUCGUGUCCGGGAGGAAGUCCGGACUCUUCAACUUCUCACACAAGGUAACUUUUAGGCAGAACAUGUUCGUCUUCAUCUGCCUGUAUUUUAUUCCAUCCCUAGCAUCCUCUCGAACAUCAACCCUCUGCAUAUCCUCCUUCACUACAUCCAUGAAUCUUUCAACCCAACCCGUCCCCUUUAUCCAGGCUUGGUUCUGGCACUAGGAUUUCACUGGCCUCCCUGUGGCUGGGUCUUCUAAGCAGAACCCUUUGCACACAGUAUAUACGCUGGACCAUAAUGCUGUCAAUCCUCAUCAGCAUCUAGGUUUUAAGCGUACAUAUUUUAUCUGCCUGUCAGCAAUGUAAAAUUCUUCUCAAUAAACCCAGCAUGUCACAUUUUGAUAAAUAUUCAAAUCAUUUAAUGUGCAGCAUUUAUGCACAUGCCAUCUGUAGUCAUGGCAAUCACUGCAUGUUUUAAAGCCUGCAGGAAGUGGUGAAUCAUAAAUGAUUAUGCAACUGAGAGAGUCAUGCACAAAUUGUUUCUUUUGGUAUCUUUUGGUGUACUGUGAUCACAGACAGCUCAGAGUGGUAAACAUGAUGACUUGUUGAUGUUAAAGGCGUAGUUUAGAGCUAUCCUGCUCCACAUUUACCUGGUGGAGCAUGAUAAGUGUAUAUAUCUCUUUAAGGCCAGAUGCAACAUCAGCGUGUAAAACCCUUUAAGACGGUGCGAUUUUUGCAAGCUUCUCUGGAACGUUAUAUAUGCUUUGCAUUUAAAAAAAUAUAUUAACUACGCUUACAGCAUGUACGGCUCUAAAGAGAGAUGCGCACAGAAGUCGCUGCCUUUUAAGAUUUACGACUUUACCUGCCUACACAGGUCAGGCUGUGAUAACUUAUAUGGUUACACUGUAAGGUUGUUUGACAAAACAUUUCAGAAUAGCUAUAAAGAGUCUACCUGUAUGCCAGACAUUCAUCUCAGCAAUAUGUGUGGGUGCUGCUACACUCCAACGCAAGCACAGGCAUAGGAUCAAUGCUCGUGUGCUGACAGAAGAACAAAAUACCUUCAGUUUUGCAAGCAAUAUGUUGAGUUUAUUAACACUAAAGGAAAAGGAAUGAUUUUAAUUGUAAGUGGACAGUUUAUCUGCAUACUGUAGAGCUGUCUGAAUUCAGAAUAUGUUCUUAAGAAGUAACAUUGCAGUAUUAACUUAGACUGUUUUAACUACUAAACAUAUUGCUUUCUCUAAUAACUUUGACAGCCAAGGUUUAACUGUUUUUGUCUUACUUUCCCUGCGUUAGCUUACUCUCAAUGCAUGUAGCAGUAAAUGUACUGUUAACAAACACACUUUAGAAAUAUGCAGUAUAGGAGCAAUACAGCGGGUAUAAAAAUGACGACUCUGUAUUUAGGUCAUGCCAAAGCAGCUCAGAGGGAUUUAAGUUUAGAUUUUGUUUUGGCUACUCCAAAAGUUUCAUUUUGUUUUUGUUUUUUGUUCUUUUUGGAGCCAUUCAGAGGUGGACUUCCUGACCUGUUUCAGAUCAUUGUUCCGCUGCAUAAUCCGAGUGUGCUUGAGCUUUAGGGCACAAACUGAUGGCUGGACGUUCACCUUCAGGAUUUUCUCGCAGAAAGCAGAUUUCAUGGUUUCAUCAAUUAUAGCUAGUCAUUCAGGUCCAGAAGCAGCAAAACAGUGUCAGACUAUCACACUAGCACCACUAUAUUUGACGGUUGCUAUAAUGUUCAUUAUAUGAACUGCUGUAUUAGGUUUACACCAGAUGCAACAGCAAACAAAAAGUCCAUCUUUUGUCCUGUCAGUCCACAGAAUAUUUUCCCAAAAGUCUUGGGAAUCAUCAGGAUGCUUUUUUUGGCAAAUGUGAGACAAGCUUAUUGUUUUUAUUAGUCAGUGUUUUCUCCUUGGAUCUCUCAUGUGGAUGCCAUUUUUGCCCAUUGUCUAUCUUAUUCUUGAAUCAUGAACUCUGACUUUAAUUGAGACAAGUGAGGCUCGCAGUCCUUUACAUGUCGUUCUGGUUUAAUCUGUGUCCUUGUUGAUGCACUCUUGAAGUGGAUAAUGGUGCAUGUCAUCCACAAAUGCAUAAUUUGAAUGCAGUUAUAUGACAAAUAAUACAGCUCAUUGUGCAGUUAAUUGCUGAUUACUUAGCACUCCAUCUGGCUUCAAAGAUGCUAAUGUUGGCGCAUCAAAGCUCAGACCAGUGGCUCUUCAUGGUGGUUAUGGCUUUCUUUUAUAUACAGUCUCUGGGGAUUACAUGAAACAGACGGAAGAAACUGAGAAGUGUAAACAGGCUUACAAAAAGCUCACCAUUUUCCUCCAUUUAUGUUCAUGCACAAGGAUACGUAAAUGCAGUUUGUCCUUCAGUCUCAUUUUUUGCUUUUGACAGACCAUUCAUCUGACUUUCCACAAUACAUUCUUCAAUACAUUCUAAAGUGAUCCAAAAUUAAUGAGCUUGUCUGUUGCUCUAACUCCACCUUUUUAACAAGUUUCAUCAAAUUCGGCUCAGUAGUUUUUACUUAAUCCUGCAGACAAACAAACAUACAGAGAAACAAAUAAACAUCACUGGAAACAUACAUCCGCCUCCACUCUAUCCUUGGCGAAGGCAUAACAGCCAGCCAGGUGCUGUUGUUUUCCAUCUUCUCCCCUCUCGCUCUCCUCCUCACCCUGUGAAUUCUCAGCAUCCCUCGUCUCUUUCUCAGCAAUUCUAGCUUCCCUCCACCAGCUACCAGCAGCACUCCUCAUCACCACUGUUUCCAUCAGCACCCAUCUGCAAAGACUCUCAAGCAGAGCUUCGCCUCAGGGGCCAAGAAACAAAUUCUAGGGAUCUUUGUCACUUCGCAAAAUUCUUGGAAAACAUUUGGAAUGUGAUAAAGCUGGCACUGUCCCCCGCUUCUGUUUUGGUCCCUUAGCACGUAGAAAACAUAAAGACAGAGUGGAAAGGAUGGAGAUUGUCUGAGUGAUGACACUUUGCUAAGGGCUACUCUUAGCUUCUUUGUCACAAUUUGUGUCUCAUCUUCCCCAGUCUUCUUCUUUUUUUCACUCUCUCUCUCAUUCCUCUCUGUUUUGUAUUGAUGAUAUGGGGAAUGACAGCCCACCAGCCUCAGCAGCAUCAGGCCACUGGCCUCAGCAGGGAGCAGCCUGUUAGAGAAGCCUAUCUGGGCCUCAGGGAGAAAAAACAGAACGACCAAAAAUACUAAUUUGAUAACUGUAGGAAAUCUGGAAACAGAAAGAAGAAGUAGAGGAUGAAAGGGGAUGUAGAAAAUGUCUUUUUGUGUAUGGCAGUGUGAUAAGAAAUUAAUAAGAAUAGGGUCUUCUAAGGUCUACUAAGCAUAAAUUAGCAGCUUUCUAAAGUAUGCAUAAGCACUUUUUAUUCACAGUAAUAUCAAGAACACCGGUCAUGCUUCAACUUCUAUUCAGCAGUCAUAGGUGGUGCAUCCAAGGCACUUUAUAUCACUGAACUUUGGUGGGAAGUGAGAGGUACUCUUAAGCUGUUGCUUCUGGACAUACUUUUGGUAGUAAAAGGGAAAAAAGUGGAAGGAGAAGAGAUGGUGCAGUAUUUCUAGGCCCAGGGCGAAGUUCCUUCAGCUGUUGCUAAAGUGAGAUACAGCUGUACACAGUUAGAAGCCGAGCCAGUGACAGAGAGAAAUUAGGUGAGAAAGAGACGGUGGUUGAGUGCUGUUGAGAUAAUGAAGAGGAAGAAAGGAGGAGGAAGAGAAGCGUUGAGAGUAGUGGGGAGGGAGUGAGACAGUAGGUGACGAGAAGGUAGGAUGAGGGAGAAAAGGCGGUGAGAAGAAAGAAUGAGUGAGGAAUGUGAGAAAGAGAGGGGGUGAGAAAAGGAAACCCUCCUCACUUAGAGAUGUGAUGCAAGAUAUGAAUACAUCUCUCUUUCUGUACCUAUAUAAACACAUCUCUCUAUCCACUUCAGUUCAGUGUCACGGUUGGGCUGCAGCUUAUCCUAGCUGUCAUAGGAUGCGAGGCGGAGUAAAGCCCCGACAGUUUGCCCGUCUGUCACAGGACUAACACAUAGAGACAGGCAAUUCAUGCUCACAUUCACACCUACGGUCAAUUUAGACUCACCAUUUAACCUAACCCCGUGUAUAUAUUUGGACUGCAGGAGGAAGCCCGGAGUACCUGGAAAGAAACCAAGUGACAAAAUGCAAAGAGAAAGGCCCCAGCUGGGGAGCGGUUUCAGACCCAGGAUGUUCAGGAGGCGACUGUGUUAACCACCAUGCCGCUCUCUAUCGGUUUAUGUCUGUCAAAUAUAUACUUCAUUCGACUGAGAUAUUAAGAGGUUGGAAGCCGGGUCAACACCUGAGGCUGUUUGUCCUGUUGCCUGAGCUUUUUUUGUUGUGCUGUAAGAAGUGUUGUCUUGAACUUGACACGUCUGCGGUUUAAUCAUAUCUUAAUUGCCUAAUUUGAAGUCCACUGUAGUGGUGUACAGACACCAAAUUAGAACAGUUAUGCCCUUGUCUAAAUACUGACGCAGACAGACACACAGAUAGACAAACAGACAGAAUAAGGCAUUAGAGGAAGCAGGAGAGGGAGAGCGAGAGACAGGUGUUGUAAUUACUGCAGUGUACCCAGACAGAAUUAGCUCAACGGACAGUGAUUAACCUUUAAGGCUUGCUGGGCCAUGGGAGAGAAAUAAUUAGAUUUCUCCCCUCUCUUUGUCUCUCCCUUUCUCUCUUUGCCACGAGGACAGCGGAAGCUCACGACCACUUAUUCCCUACAGUCAUCAGAGAUGGGCUGAAGUCCUCCAAAUGGAAAGUGAUAUCCAGUGGUAUAUCCAGCCUUUUAAUAGCAGCCUUAGAGAUGCUUUGGAAUAAGAGCAGGGUUCAGAAUAACACUGAUCUAAAGUGGUGUGGUGCACGAUACCAGUGGUAGCAUAAAAGCAAAGCAGGGGUGUGCACUGUAUGUUCAGACUGAGAAAUGUGGAGCAGCACUGGAGCUGAAGGAAUCUGAUUAAUGUUGUGCAACAUUAUGUCUUUUACAUUGGCAAGAUUAUUCCAGCACUUGUGUAGAGAGUAAACAAAAGAAUACUUUGUGUUGCUGUUUCUGAUGCUUGAAGGGUGAGCAUGCUGAAAGAGGUGAGAAAAGAACUUUUCCUCCUUUAGCUGAAGUAAAACUACUACUAAACUAGUAUAACAGUAUGGAAGCCCUCAGUAUAUCACCUCAAAAAUGAAUGAAUGAAUGAAUAAAUAAGGAUUUUUUUGUCAGUUUGAGAACACCUGUCAAAUACAGCUGCUAAUAUUUCCGCUUCAGCAGGGAGGAAAUGAAUAAAAGAUAAAAUCAACAAAUGACAGCUUUUCUACAGUGUCUAAACAUAUGAAAGGGUCAGAUAUGGAAUAGGAAGGACAUUAAGGUGAAUCCAUGACCGAAAACCAAUAAAACUGAAUAUCAUAAGGUGAUUCAGUACACCAUAUUGUCACAACUAGAUGAAGCAUCAUUUCAGCACCAUACUUUUACCAGUCGCUUUUCUGUUUUCCAAGGAUGUCCACACUUCUUGGUGCCAAGCUAGCAUGAAUUAGCAUUUUGACCUGUCCUGUUUUUAUGUGCAUUUGUGCUGUGUCAGAUUUAACAUAAAACAAAAAUAACCUGUAAUGCAAGUUUUGUAAGCAUUUUUAUAUAAAUUGAACCAACUGUUUAUCCAAUGCAUUGAUGACAAAGGUCGGAGUUGUGCCACGCUUUAGCAGUAACCACUGUUACAAAGUGGCCUGAUAACUUGAGGCGAGUCUCCAACAUCUCUAUGGUGGAAUUUCCACCAUGCCUUCUUUCCUGUUUUAAUGUCCCAAGCCAAUUUCAGUGCAUUUCAGAUGUGUUCGUUGACUUGGCCACUGCAAAGUCGUUUUUUUCUCCUUUCAAAGGUAGAUUUAGUCUUAUGCUAGGUUGCUGUCCUGCUGCAUAACUUCAUUUGAGUUUUCAACUUAAAGACUGAUGUUCUUCCUCUGAAUUUUCUAGCAGUGGGAAUUCUAGUAAUGAUGUUAGGUUGUUGAGAGUGUCUCCUUCUUCAAGCACUUCCUAGGCACCACUAUACACCAGUCUAUCAUGGGAAUUAAACACCAGUGAGUAAAGCCCACCAGAGAAUUCUUCCAGUAGCUGAGAAAAUACAGGGUCAGUCGGGAAGGUAUGACCCAAUUUUACACAGCUGUUACAGAGAGUCCUUAUUUUCUCCAUCCUGACUAGAACAGCCAGUCACAACAAACAAAAGCUUGAACAAAGUAGUAUAUAGAGGCUCCAGGAUCAUUGUUUGGGUUUUGCUUUCCAUACCUUCAUACUAUGCCACCAGGAAAGCUAGUCACCUUCAGUCUUCUCCCAUCAGGCAAAAGAUACAAGAGUAUUACUAACAGAACAUCAUGAUUAAGGUACCUACCUUCCAGAUAUUAAGCGCUUUUAUACCCACUGAAACGCUUAUAAAUAACAGUUUAACCUACAUCAGGUUGUGAUCAGAGAAUCCGAAUAUAUUAUGCACUGAAACGUAUAUGUUUGUAUCAUGCAUUUGUAAAAUUAACUGAACGUCUUGCAGUAAAAACUGGCCCAAGAACCAUCUCACCUCUUUUUUUGGUCACUGGGAAGCAUGCAGGAUGCAAUGGCUGCCGUUUUCUCCAUCUUUCAUCACCACAAGAACUAUGGGGCUACAUCACACAUUGUGUGACUUUUCUAUUAGUGCCAUUUGCGAGUAGGGAUAUUACUGUGGGCAGGGAUAGCUCAGUAGGUAGAGUGGUGGUCCUAUGAUCGGAAGGUCGGGGUUUAAAUCCACUGAAAGACUACCCUGAGGUACCCCUGAGCAAGGUACAAUCCCUACCCACUGCUCCCUGGGCGCUGGAUUGGUGGCUGCUCACUGCUUUACUGACUGAAUGAGUUAAAUGCAGAGAGGAAUUUCCCCUCGGGAUCAAUAAAGUAUACAUUAUUUAUUUAUUUAUUAUUAUUUUUAGCUUUUCAUUCAGCCUAGAAUUUCUGGGGAUGUCUUGUAAUCAUUUGACAACAAGUGUUUCUGAUUAAGUUUACAGCUGUCAUCAGUGUUAUGCUCUUUCUAUCCACAGUAGUGACAUCUGUAGUGACAUCCACAGUGGUCAUCUGUAGAAAAAACAAAAGAAUACCACAUACUCAGCCAAAGAUAUAUUUAUUACUAUAGUUAAUUUCAACAGUAGUUAAAAAGGAAAUAUUAGGAUUGUAUGAAAAUCGAAUGGUGAUGUGUUACAUAUGUGUAUUACGAAGGAGAGUGGUGGCAGUUUGCAGCCUGUGUUUGUUUAUGGCUUCUUUUGACAAUAGGACAGAUAUUGUCCCUUUUAAAAAAUAUAUAUAUUUUCUACCCAAAAUGUAAAUGGUAUAUUAAUUGAAAAAUAGCAUUUUUCAUACUCAUAUCUUUUCAGAUGGAUGGUUGGAUAGAUGGAUAUAUGAAGGUUAUGAGGAUUAGGACACAUACUUACAGCGAACUCUACACGAUGUAGCAUCCACUUGUUUGGGAUGUUUCACUGUAUCGCAAGUCCACCUGGAGAGGUUGCAAGCCUUUCUUCACACAAAUGCCCUGAAAACCAACUGUAAUUGACCAAACGUGUGGAACUAAUAAAGGUUUAUCUCUCUCUCUCUAAUUAAUAGAUUAGGUAAUUUAAUCUUUGUCUGGUACCAGUGUCAACUCAGAUGUAUCAAAAUCAAUCCAUUAAAAUCUACAAAAGUUCUCCUCGAUAUCUGUGUGAAUUAUCAAAUUUAGUUCAAUUUUAAACAUCUAAAGCACUGUUGUUGUUAGUAGUUUGUCACUGAGCAAUUUUGUGGUUCUCACAUCUAGCCCUCAUCUGUGAUGUAGACCAGCGGUCCCCAACCCCCGGGCCUCGGACCGGUACCGGUCCGUGAGUCGUUUGGUACCGGACCUUAACAACGGUGUAGAUUCUGCCUGUGCCGCAUUGUCUUUUGUGAAAGAACCAUCAGACACAGACAUGAGGGUAGAAAUAAACACAAAGAAAAACAGGGACAGGUAUUUUAAAAGCUAUAAAGAAUACCCAUACCAUUGUUGUUGUUGUUGUUUUUUUAAACUAUACAAAAAUGAAACUUUUGUGGGUCCAGAUUUUAGAAUUAUACACAUUGUUUCAUAUUAACAAAAUAAUACAAUUAAUACCAUAAAUAUACUUUUUAAAUAUUCGUAUAAGAAGGGAUAAUGGAAUAACAUUUGGGCAGUUUUCCUUGCCUUGUUGUUUCUAGACAUCUCUGAAUGUCCUGUUUUGUCUCUUCUAAUGGAUCCAGUUACAGAGACUUGUUUUGUUGUGGCUGUAUGACCUCAAAGUCUAGUGAAGAAGAACAAAUGAUAAAGAAAUGUUUCCCUUAAAAAUCCAUGUAUCCACAAGCAUUUGUCUUGGUUAAAUGAUUUAAAUGAAUAUUUAAAAUGAAUUUGUUAUUUACCACUAAGGUCUAGUGAUGAUGUUCGUUCACUAUUCCAACAAUGACAUCAUACUCCAUUGGCUUGAUCUAAUGUGGCAUGUUAAUAACUACCUUAUAACCUGAACACAAAAUAAUUAGCCAAUGGAUUUUAUAUAAAUUGGCAGACAGAUAGUAUUUCUAUAUAGUGAUUAUGAUUCAUAUGAAAUUUUGCAUUUCUCAGCAUAGUGUACAGUGCGUCCUUCACGUUAGAUAAGCAAUGUAUCCAGUAAAUGAACAGUAAAAGAUAAUCAUGUGUAAUACUUAAAGUAAUCAUAAGAAAGCCUUUUUAUGAGGUCAGACUAUGUCGAGUACUAAAAGUGGUCACACCAAAGGUUUACACUGUAGCUUAAUUAAUAUUUAUAGAGAGUUUGUAUCUCAGAAAAGGUGCACAGCGCUAGUAAAAUAUGGAUUUACGAUAUUGUGGAAUAUUGUGAUGAUAAUAUUGUUGUGAUUGUGAUUAAUCCACAUUUUCGUCGUUCUUGUUUUUCAUGCCAAUAAUCACUGGCCACGCCUGCUUGAGCCCUAAGAUCUUAAAUUACGAUGAACUUCGUGAUCUUCUGAUCUUUUCUUUCUGCAGCAGCUAUCGUUGAGCUUUUGAUGUGCCAGGUGUUGCUUGCACAUUGUGAGCAGCAUCAGGUAAUGGUGGUUGUGGUGUAGGAACUAAAUGUGGGCCGGCUGUGGCUGGUAAUGGGUCUUCAGGUUGAGGUGACAUGGCUGAAGAUGAUAGUCCCCAGAUGUUUGUGGCACUCUUGGUGUGCGUUCUUUACUUAGCUUCAGAUGGUCGAUGUUUACUUUUGAAAUUAUAACCCCAGUGCAAACCUGAAGGUCUGCGCUUUUGUCCUGGAUAGCCGUUAUAACAUAUGGUCCUAAAUAAUUUGCUUCCUGCUUUCCUCCUUUCCUCUGCUGGGUGCUUAUGUUGGCUCUUUAAACCUUGUCACUGACUUUUUAUUCUGAUUUUUGUCUUUUCCUGUGCAACAACUGUUUAGGUUUUGCAAUAUUCUGUGACAUCUUUUCCAUGCAUUUUUGUCUUCAAUCAGAAAUCUCUAAUUUGGAUAUAACAAAACAUAUUUCAGAUAAAAGAAUAUAGAAACUAACAUCAGUGUCUCUGAUUGUAUUUAAUGUACAAGGAGACAACUUUUCUAUUCAUCAAAACAUUCCUUGUGUUGGUGUUGUUAUGGUGGUGCUAUAGCACGCAUUGAAGUAGUUCUGCGGGAAGCUUGAAUUCUUAUUGAGAUGUAUCGUGUUUGAUUGUCGAGUAGUUUGUCACAGACAGAAAGAUAAAAACAACAACCAUAUACUGUUUGGGAAAUUUGGAUGGUUAACAAGCCUCCCUGCCAAAGUGAGUACUUGGUGGUCAUCUGCUUCUUCUUUUUCUUUUUCUUUUUUGUUCGAACCCCAAAUAUCACGGCAUCAAUAUAGUCAACCCAUGUUCCUGGGUGGUCACCGACAAUUUUAAAGAAGUCUCUGACAGCAUUUGUUUGCAGAUGAUGGGGCAAACACUGAUUUUUUUUUAAUCUAAUAUAUAUUCAACAUUUCACUGUUUUGCUGAGCUGCAAUAAUAUAUAAAACGCACUGGUUUUAGUCUCUUUACAAAAAUAAAAUUUCCAGCAUAGUGCAAAUAGAAAUGCAUUACAGUAAGAGUUAAAACAUAUACCAGUCAUACAAAUGUCACACACAGAGUUAUCAAUACCAGGAUGAUGGUUCUGUUUGAACUGUAACCUGAAAAACAAUAUACAGCUCUUUUCAAAAAUUAUAAUCAUUAAAUCAAAAACUUUGUUUGGACAGGAGAUGACAUAGCCAUCUUUGAAAAUAUAAUAAAAAUGAUUUAUGUCAUCAAUAAUCAAUAGAAAAAAUGGCAUUACAAUGAUUAAGCCCUUCCUAUAACUACUGGUCACCUUCAGGAUUCAUGUUUUAGCUGAAAUUAAGAUACUUAAAAUACUUUAACCCUUUCAUGCAUCAAUUAUGACAAAAAAAAUCCUGAUUAAGGUUUAAUUGAAAUUUAAUCAGGCAGUUUGUCACUUCUAUGGCUGAUUUGGACUUCAGCAGAUACACCUGUGGUCAUUUUGUGAUGUAGUCAAUAAACAUGCAAACAUACUGAUUUCCAGUUUUGGUUUUUGUUAGCUUUCCAGUAAGAUCCAUUCCAACCAGUUCAAAUGAUUGGAAAACCAUAAAUAAAAAUGUCACGGCGAGUGAAGUGAGCCGUGUGGAGAUAAUGAAGUAGGAUCCAAACGCAGGCACUUGUAAAGGUGGUUUAUUGAAAGUAAAGUACAAAAUAGAAAAAGGGCAAACUGGACUGCAGACUAUCUGAACUGGGAACAACUAAACUACAAAACACGAACCAGGACACGAACAUGAAGAAGGAUGGGCGGAGGCAAGUGAUGACGGACAGCAGGGAGAACACAUGGAUGAAAUACGAUGGAUACACAGACGGACCAGCGACUACAACACCAGAAGACACGACUUAAAUACACUCAG
Molecule: messenger RNA, 12058 nt
Organism: Haplochromis burtoni (Burton's mouthbrooder)
Lineage: Eukaryota; Metazoa; Chordata; Actinopteri; Cichliformes; Cichlidae
Gene: samd12
Product: sterile alpha motif domain containing 12
Exons: 4
Coding region: 701-1252 (183 amino acids)
Biological process (GO): cell surface receptor protein tyrosine kinase signaling pathway
Cellular component (GO): cytoplasmic side of plasma membrane
Molecular function (GO): protein binding
Source: RefSeq, a predicted model, not a curated record